Messenger RNA from Striga asiatica, 489 nucleotides. The record is from the annotation of a GenBank genome assembly. Lineage: Eukaryota; Viridiplantae; Streptophyta; Magnoliopsida; Lamiales; Orobanchaceae.
ACAUUAUGUGGUUCAGAAUGCCAACUUGGAUCUGUGAGUGCAAAAUGCGGGAUUUACCGUAUCGGGGAUAGAUUGAUCCCAACUCACAACCAGAUUGCCGCUGAAGAUCGAAGGAGGAGAACCUUGAUAGAUAAGGUUCCACAUAUGAAUGAUUUGGAUGCGGUAGAAAAGGAAUUGAGGUACCAUGAGGUCCUCAGCAGAGUAAAUGGGGUGGCUGCACUCUCCCCGGCUGUGAUGCAGAUGCUUCAGUCUUUGGCUUUGAUACAUGGCCAACAGAAUUUGAUACAGGUAUUUCAGGGCCAUCAGGCUACACUCAAGGGUCUCCAGCAAGGCCAAAAUUUGGCCAAUGAAAGGAUCGAUUCAUUGUUUCGAGUCAUAUCUGGGAGGUCUCGAAAUCAACACAUCAAGAGAAGAGACGAGAUGAAUGAACACUCUUGCCAAAAUUGUCUUCUGGGCAUCCAUAUCCGCAGCCACUACCCGUCCAAGGGG